This is a messenger RNA of Vicia faba (fava bean), 750 nucleotides long. The record is from the annotation of a GenBank genome assembly. NCBI's taxonomy places the organism in Eukaryota, Viridiplantae, Streptophyta, Magnoliopsida, Fabales, Fabaceae.
AUGGAUCUGAAGAAACCCCUUAAGAAGGGAACAAUGGUGAAGUUUAAAGAAAAGAACCUGAGAGUCCACUUCAAAUAUGAGAGAUUACCUACCUUCUAUUUUGUGUGUGGUCGCGUUGGGCAUCAGUUGAAGGAUUGUGAGACUUUAGAAGAUCCGAAUGAAGAAGGAUUCAAAAAAAUUAAAGAACAAGAGAUUUCGUUUGGUCAAUGGCUGCGAGCCUCACCUCUUCCAAAGAUUGUUGAAGACCAUAAGAAGAUGGAGACUAGCUCUGAAAAUUGCAGUAAAAAUCUGUUUAAUGCUUCGUCUAGGCAAAGCAGGUUUGAAUCAAAAGGAAAUGAGAGAGCUGAAGAACCAGAAGUUCAACAACAAAAGCAAAGUGAAGGUUCAAAGGAAGUAUCAAGAGGAUCGAAGUUAGCAGAGAAAGGGGGAACACUCGACAUUGAAAAGGUGGCAGAGUCAUUUGGAGCAGUGGCGUUAACAACAGAGAUGGUGGGAAGAAAUACAGGCGUCGCUAGGAAGAAAUGGACUAGAAAGAGAGGCAAUCAGAAGAAGGUGGGGCCAGCCAACAAAGGAGGAGAGAGAGGUUUAAAAGGGGCUAAAAUACAGUUGAUAGAUGUAAUGGUUAUUGAAGGUUCCAUUGAUGAUUGCAGAAAUGGGGAAAAGAAGCGGAAACAAAGUAUGGCAGAGGAAGAUACAAACAAAUUGGGACCAGUGGUGGUGUUAGACACCCAACACCGCCUACAACAAUGA